Molecule: messenger RNA, 2920 nt
Organism: Teleopsis dalmanni
Lineage: Eukaryota; Metazoa; Arthropoda; Insecta; Diptera; Diopsidae
Gene: alpha-Cat
Product: catenin alpha
Exons: 12
Coding region: 185-2920 (911 amino acids)
Biological process (GO): cell-cell adhesion; cell migration
Cellular component (GO): catenin complex; actin cytoskeleton; adherens junction
Molecular function (GO): beta-catenin binding; actin filament binding; cadherin binding
Source: RefSeq, a predicted model, not a curated record
AACGUUUACAAGCCCUUCUGAUUCGUUCCACAUUCCCAUUUUAAUAUACAUAGCAAUUCUUUACAAUAAAUUUUUUAAUUGGUUGCUAAUUUACAUAGCGUUAUAAAAAGCUAAUUUUGGAUUUGAUGUGAAAGUGUUUUAGUAUUAUAGAAAUCGAAAGAAGUAAAACUAAAUCAUUUUUACGAUGGAGGCUCAUAUCGAUUUUGGACAAAUAUCAUUAAAAUGGGAUCCGAAAAAUUUAGAAAUAAGAACUAUGUCGGUUGAAAAAACUUUGGAACCUCUGGUCCUGCAAGUUACUACUUUAGUAAAUACCAAAGGUCCAAGCAAGAAGAAAAAAGGUAAAUCUAAGAGAGCAAGUGCACUUGUGGCUGCAGUUGAGAAAGCAACGGAAAACUUUAUCCAAAAAGGUGAACAAAUUGCUUAUGAAAAUCCUGACAUAACACAGGAAAUGCUGACAGCCGUCGAUGAAGUUAGAAAGACAGGAGAAUCAAUGAGUGUUGCUUCUAGAGAUUUUUCUGAAGAUCCAUGCAGUUCAUUAAAGCGUGGAAAUAUGGUGCGCGCCGCACGUAAUCUUCUCUCUGCAGUUACAAGACUGUUGAUUUUAGCUGAUAUGGUGGAUGUACAUUUACUUCUGAAGUCACUACAUGUCGUAGAAGAUGAUUUAAAUAAAUUAAAAAAUGCCUCUAGCCAGGAUGAGCUCAUAAAUAAUAUGAAGCGAUUUGGUAAAAACGCUGGUGAAUUGAUCAAGCAAGCAGCAAAGCGUCAGCAGGAGCUUAAAGAUCCUCAGUUACGUGAUGACUUAGCUGCUGCGCGUGCUAUGUUAAAGAAACACUCUACGAUGUUGCUUACUGCUUCAAAAGUGUAUGUUCGUCAUCCAGAGCUAGACCUUGCUAAAGUCAAUCGGGAUUUUGUGCUUAAACAAGUUUGUGACGCUGUUAAUACUAUAAGCGAUGUUGCACAAGGCAAAUCAUCGCAACCAGUUGAUAUGUACAGUGGCGCUGGAGAGCUAGCUACAGCAUUAGACGAUUUUGAUGAAGGUAUUAUAAUGGAUCCUAUGGCUUAUAGUGAAAAGCGGUCUAGACAAUUGUUAGAAGAACGCCUUGAAAGUAUAAUUAGUGCCGCUGCCCUAAUGGCAGAUGCAGACUGUACUCGCGAUGAACGGCGAGAGCGUAUUGUAGCAGAAUGCAAUGCUGUAAGACAAGCAUUGCAAGAUUUGCUUUCUGAAUAUAUGUCAAACAUGGGUCAGAAAGAGAAUAGUCCCGGUCUUGAACGAGCCAUUGAUCAAAUGUGUCGUAAAACUCGUGACUUGCGUCGCCAAUUAAGAAAAGCUGUUGUUGAUCACGUUUCUGACUCAUUUUUGGAAAUCACUACUCCUCUUUUAGAAUUGUAUGAAGCGGCAAAAACUGGAAAUGAAAAAAAAGUACGAGAAAAAGCUGAAAUAUUUACGAAGCAUGCAGAAAAAUUAGUCGAAGUUGCUAAUCUUGUAUGUAGUAUGUCAAAUAACGAAGACGGAGUGAAGAUGGUUAGGUAUGCUGCAGCUCAAAUAGAAAGUUUAUGUCCUCAAGUUAUUAAUGCAGCUUUAAUAUUAACCGAUCGACCUAACUCUAAAGUUGCUCGAGAAAAUUUGGAAGCUUAUAUACAAGCAUGGGAUUGUCAAGUAAAAAUUUUAACGGAGGCAGUGGAUGAUAUUACCACAAUUGAUGAUUUUCUUGCUGUUUCUGAAAAUCACAUAUUAGAAGAUGUUAACAAAUGUGUUAUGGCUUUACAAGUUGGUGACGCUCAAGAUUUGCGGACAACAGCUGGAUCUAUUCAAGGGCGUUCUGCACGUGUAUGCAGUGUUGUGAAAGCUGAAAUGGAUAACUAUGAGCCAUGUAUAUAUACACAACGGGUUCUAGAAGCAGUUAAACUGUUACGCGAUGAAGUAAUGAAAAAAUUUGGACAACGAGUUCAAUUAGCGGUUGAUGCGCUUUUAUCUCCGUCAAAUCAAGAAGUUGACGAAAAUGAUUUUAUUGAUGCAUCACGUUUAGUGUACGAUGGAGUACGUGAAAUUCGACGAGCAGUUUUAAUGAAUAGGAGCUCUGAAGAUUUAGAUACUGAUACUGAAUUUGAACCAGUUGAAGAUAUGACAUUGGAGACGCGCAGUAGAUCAAGCGCUCACACUGGUGAUCAGACUGUUGAUGAAUAUCCAGACAUUAGUGGUAUUUGCACAGCCAGAGAAGCUAUGCGCAAAAUGACUGAAGAAGAUAAACAAAAAAUUGCGCAACAAGUCGAGCUGUUCCGUCGGGAAAAACUUACAUUUGAUUCAGAAGUUGCCAAAUGGGAUGAUACUGGAAAUGAUAUAAUAUUCUUGGCAAAACACAUGUGCAUGAUAAUGAUGGAAAUGACUGAUUUCACCCGUGGUCGUGGGCCUUUAAAAACUACUAUGGAUGUUAUUAAUGCUGCAAAAAAAAUUUCUGAAGCUGGUACAAAGCUUGAUAAGCUAACUCGAGAAAUUGCAGAGCAAUGCCCAGAAAGCAGUACCAAAAAAGAUUUACUAGCUUAUUUACAACGGAUUGCGUUAUAUUGUCAUCAAAUCCAAAUCACUUCAAAAGUGAAAGCCGAUGUCCAAAAUAUUAGUGGAGAACUAAUUGUUUCGGGUCUGGAUAGUGCUACUUCUCUGAUUCAAGCAGCCAAGAAUUUAAUGAAUGCAGUUGUUUUGACCGUAAAGUAUUCUUAUGUUGCCUCUACAAAAUAUACACGUCAAGGAACCGUAGCGUCUCCGAUUGUUGUUUGGAAAAUGAAAGCACCUGAAAAGAAGCCCUUAGUUCGACCAGAAAAACCGGAGGAAGUACGUGCAAAAGUUCGAAAAGGUUCUCAAAAGAAAAUCCAAAAUCCAAUACAUGCACUCUCUGAAUUCCAAAGCCCAGCAGAUGCAGUUUAA